CUAGCGCACGAGAUAACAACACGAAUUUUUUCCUGCUCUUGUUCUUCUACUCGUUGUCGUUGAUUUUUUUCACUUAUUCCCCCUACAACUCGUACAAAUUUUCAUUGAAAAUUAAAUCGGAAGCUUCCAUGUCUCGCUCGCGAUAAUAUUUCGGAUCAAACGAAAAUAUCGAUUCGUUCUAAAUUGUUGCGAAAUCAUUUCGUCGCGAUCGCGAAUACGAACGAAAACGCGACAAACUUCGUAUUUAUGUAAAUAGCUAAUUAAUCGUUUGUUUAGUCGUAAAUUCUCUUCCAUCCGUAGGUCUGAAAUUAACGAAGAAAUAAUUCCUUUUUUAACGCUGAAAUCGAGAGAAUCGAAUCGCAUAACCCUAGAUUAAACAUCCGUGUCAAGUACGCGGUGCUAGAUAUACGGCACGGCUGAUGAAAAAAAAAAGAGAGAGCCGAUAUUGUUGCGAUCGUGAAAGAGGUCGAUUAAUCGCGCCAGCGUUGGGCCAUGUCUUCUUCGACCCGAGCCUUCUUUUUCUGUAAACACGACGAGCAAAGGAAACGCCUAAGGUGAUUAGCGUCGCCAUAAUUUCUGACAAAGUGACAAAGUGGCUGGAAAACGGUAAUUCGUACGCGCGAGUGAAAGGAAAUUGGGGUUGGUUGGAUGGUGCACAAAGUGCACAGGAUGGAGGAGGAACCCCCUGACGAGGAUAAAAAGGUCGAGGCGACGAUGCAGACCGUGAUCGCGGCGCUAAACACGUCGGACGAUGUCUGCGACAGUGGAACACGUGUUUCCGGUCAGGAAGAGUUCACGUGCUCCCUCUACAUCUCGCGUGCCGUCGGCGUAGGCCCGCAAGGCCAAGUGCAAGAAACGCAAGGUGGCGAAUUGGUGCGCUCAAAUCUAGAAGAAGUGAUCCGUGCAUCCGAUCCUUUGGCAGCAUGGCACGUGUCUGAAACACCUUGCGGUCUCAUCGCAGCGUUCGCGCGCGAAGCAGAUGCCGAGAAGCUCCUACAACGGGGAGAUUUGGCGCGAGUUUUUGAUGGACCAGUACAAGUGGCCCGAUUCUCAGCGAAGGACUCUCGCUACAGGCAAGCUGUUCUCUUGCGCGACGUACCCUGGGCCAUUCCGUUGCAGGAUAUAAACUCCGCGUUGUCGAAGCAGGGAAUCGCGACCGGAAGCGUCGAACGCUGGCGACAAUACAUCCGUGUAGAGGUACUCGACGCUGGACAUUACGAGCUGCUGUUACGUCAAGGCUUGGACUUUUUCGGCGCGGCUCGAUUUGGCGUGAUUCCGGAACGCUGGUGCCGUGGAGCGACCGGAAGCGUCGGUGGAUCGCUGCAAGCUGGCCCAGGAAUGGUCGGUAAUCUCCUCGAGUCGACGAAUCUUCAGACAGGGGACGGGGUUCUCCAAUGCUACCGAUGCCAGGGCUUCUGGCACAUGGCUGCCAACUGCAGACACUUGCCACGCUGCGUUCGCUGUGGAGAACCGCACAGCGUCGAGUUUUGUCCCCGGCCUCGCAAUAAUCCCAUUUGCUGUCACUGUUUCGGCCCCCAUCACGCUGGGUAUCGUCAGUGCCCAGUUCGCCAGCAACUUUCAAAUGCAACGCCUAUUAGCAUCACAUUGAGUACGACUCGAAUCGGAAACCAGUAUCCGGUGAACGCUGCUUCGAAGCCGAGUCCAUCGUCCCACGAGCAGCAGCCUUUAAAGUCCAGUCAGUCUUGAAACGAACGAAAAUUCCGUUCCUGCGUCGCGUACGUCAACUUUUAUCGCGGAACUUCGACCUUACUUAUGUAAAAAUUGUUCGCGUUACAGUUAUUCAGCGUGUACACGCUAUCGUCGAGCGAUAAAGUUUCGAAUUGCAACGUUAAAAAUUCUAGAACGAACGAAGAAGACUUUCGAGAGCGCGAAUCGUUGUCGAAAUUUACUUAUUUCGGUCCUGCUUUAUCUUUGAAACGAUACAAAUUCGGGGUAAUAAAUUAUUAUCUAUAUAUACAAUAGAAAAUAUUUUAAUUCGAACUCGUAUCAUUUAUAAACAUUUACUUCUUAGCAGUUUACCAAACAAUUUCAUAGAUAUAGUAGCUUAUUAUUUAUAAUACAAUACUUAUUCCUUGUGUCGUGCUUCGACUAUUUUCGUCGACACUCGUUACUAAAAGUUAUUAAAAGUUUCUAUUUUAUAAGCUAUAAGCUGUAAGCUCCUAUAAGCUCUGGUCUGGAAUAUAAUAUAUUAUAAACGAUGGGCCGCCUCGUGCAGGUGGCAGGUUGUUCACCCGCAAGGAUGGCUAAACGACAGGAUGGCGUACAGAUCCGUUGGAUGAAAGUUAAAAUAUUAUA
Messenger RNA from Hylaeus anthracinus, 2316 nucleotides. RefSeq lists its product as uncharacterized. Lineage: Eukaryota; Metazoa; Arthropoda; Insecta; Hymenoptera; Colletidae. Bases 649 to 1707 code for a protein of 352 amino acids. The transcript is spliced from 6 exons. The record is from RefSeq and is a predicted model, not a curated record.